Molecule: messenger RNA, 3457 nt
Organism: Vicugna pacos (alpaca)
Lineage: Eukaryota; Metazoa; Chordata; Mammalia; Artiodactyla; Camelidae
Source: RefSeq, a predicted model, not a curated record
CGAAUGCAGCAGCCGUCACCCCCGGAGCCCGGCGGCGACAGCAGCAGCAGCAGCAGCGCGAGGACGAGACAGCAGCCAGCCGCAGUCGCCGCCGCAGCCGCGGGAGCAAUGCAGACAGCAUCUUGAGAACGCGCUAAAGCACCCCAAACGGUGGACAAUGCCGUGUCACUGCAACUGGGAGGGGGGCAAACCAGAUUUUUUUUGACAUAAAAGCCAGCCAGCCAAAAAUAUAUAAUUUUGUCCUUCACGGAGCCGGUGUGUAAAGAGUGAGCGCUAUUUUCCUUCUCCUCCUCCUCUCCCUCCCCCUCUUCCUCCUCUUUUUCCUCCUCCUCCUCCUCCCUAAGUGUACAGACAGCAUCACAUCACCUGGCUUGCUUCUGAGAAACAGCAAUCUCUCCUUUUCAGGGAUCAGAGACUCAGAGAGAGGAGACGUUCUAAUGGAGUCUGCUUGAUACCCCAAAAUAAAAUAAUAAAUUUUGGCUCUUGUCCCCUCCUCCCACCCCCACCCCCUCAACCCUGUGUGAGAUGUUCGGUUUCUUCUUCAUGAGACAUUGUUGAGAAGUCGCAGUGGUUGGAGAGGCGUAGGGGGUAGACUACCUCCACUCCCCCGACACCCCCCUUUUUUCUCUCUGGGAGGAGGAGGAGGGGAAGGGGGUUUGCAGAGCAAGCGAUGGAUGAGGAAAACAUGACGAAAAGCGAGGAGCAGCAACCUCUGAGUUUGCAAAAAGCCUUACAGCAGUGCGAGUUGGUCCAAAACAUGAUAGACCUGAGCAUCUCCAACCUGGAAGGGCUUAGGACCAAAUGUGCUACCUCCAACGACCUCACACAAAAAGAAAUCCGGACGCUGGAGAGCAAGCUGGUGAAGUACUUCAGCCGGCAGCUGUCCUGCAAAAAGAAGGUGGCCCUGCAGGAACGCAACGCCGAGCUAGACGGCUUCCCGCAGCUCCGGCACUGGUUCCGGAUCGUGGACGUGCGGAAGGAAGUCCUGGAGGAAAUCACCCCCGGCCAGCUGAGUCUGGAGGAUCUCUUGGAGAUGACGGAUGAGCAGGUGUGUGAGACCGUGGAAAAAUACGGGGCCAACCGAGAGGAGUGUGCUCGCCUCAAUGCCUCCCUCUCCUGUCUCCGGAACGUCCACAUGUCGGGAGGCAACCUUUCCAAACAAGACUGGACCAUCCAGUGGCCCACCACGGAGACGGGGAAGGAGAACAAUCCCGUGUGCCCCCCGGAGCCGACCCCCUGGAUCCGCACCCACCUCUCCCAGAGCCCCAGGGUCCAGUCCAAGUGCGUCCAGCACUACUGUCACGCCAGCCCCAGCCCCGGGGCCCCCGUGUACACCCACGUGGACAGGCUCACCGUGGACGCCUACCCGGGCCUGUGCCCGCCCCCGGCCUUGGAGUCGGGCCACCGCUCCCUGCCCCCGUCCCCCGGCCAGCGGCACGCCGUCCGCCACCCGCCGCCGCCACCCCCCGAACCACUCCGUCCACCACCCGCNUCCCGGAAGCUGAUCCACUCUCCCGGGUUCACCGCCCUGCAUCGGAGCAAGUCCCACGAAUUCCAGCUGGGUCACCGCGUAGACGAGGCCCACACGCCCAAAGCCAAGAAGAAAAGCAAGCCCUUGAACCUCAAGAUCCACAGCAGCGUGGGCAGCUGUGAGAACAUCCCCUCCCAGCAGCGCUCCCCGCUGCUGUCCGAGCGCUCCCUACGCUCCUUCUUCGUGGGACAUGCGCCCUUCCUGCCCUCCACCCCUCCCGUCCACACCGAGGCCAACUUCUCCGCAAACACACUGUCAGUACCGCGAUGGUCCCCGCAGAUCCCUCGCAGAGACCUUGGCAACUCCAUCAAGCACAGGUUUUCCACGAAGUACUGGAUGUCUCAGACGUGCACAGUCUGUGGGAAGGGGAUGCUUUUCGGCCUCAAGUGUAAAAACUGCAAGUUAAAGUGCCACAACAAAUGCACCAAAGAAGCCCCACCCUGUCAUCUCCUGAUCAUCCACCGAGGAGAUCCAGCAAGGUUAGUCCGGACAGAGUCCGUCCCGUGUGACAUCAACAACCCUCUACGAAAGCCACCCCGGUAUUCGGACCUGCACAUCAGUCAGACGCUCCCCAAAACCAACAAAAUCAACAAGGACCACAUCCCUGUUCCUUACCAGCCAGACUCUAGCAGCAACCCCUCAUCCACGACGUCGUCCACGCCCUCCUCGCCAGCACCCCCACUCCCUCCCAGCGCCACACCGCCUUCUCCCCUACACCCUUCUCCACAGUGCACAAGGCAGCAGAAGAAUUUCAACCUGCCAGCGUCCCACUACUACAAAUACAGGCAGCAGUUCAUUUUUCCAGAUGUGGUUCCAGUGCCAGAGACACCGACCCGGGCACCCCAGGUCAUCCUGCAUCCAGUGACCUCGAAUCCAAUCUUGGAAGGAAAUCCAUUACUUCAAAUUGAAGUGGAGCCAACCUCAGAGAAUGAAGAGGGCCACGAUGAGGCCGAGGAGUCGGAGGACGACUUUGAGGAGAUGAACCUGUCCCUCCUCUCGGCCCGGAGCUUCCCGCGCAAGGCCAGCCAGACCAGCAUCUUCCUUCAGGAGUGGGACAUCCCCUUCGAGCAGCUGGAGAUCGGCGAGCUCAUCGGGAAGGGCCGCUUCGGGCAGGUGUACCACGGCCGCUGGCACGGUGAGGUGGCCAUCCGGCUGAUCGACAUCGAGCGGGACAACGAGGACCAGCUCAAGGCCUUCAAGCGGGAGGUGAUGGCCUACCGGCAGACGCGCCACGAGAACGUGGUGCUCUUCAUGGGCGCCUGCAUGAGCCCGCCCCACCUGGCCAUCAUCACCAGCCUCUGUAAGGGACGGACACUCUAUUCCGUUGUGAGGGAUGCCAAGAUCGUCUUGGAUGUCAACAAAACGAGGCAGAUUGCCCAAGAAAUUGUGAAGGGCAUGGGCUACCUCCACGCCAAGGGAAUCCUGCACAAGGACCUCAAGUCGAAAAACGUCUUCUAUGACAACGGCAAGGUGGUGAUCACGGACUUCGGGCUCUUCAGCAUUUCUGGGGUGCUGCAGGCUGGCAGGCGCGAUGACAAACUGCGUAUCCAGAACGGCUGGCUGUGCCACCUGGCCCCGGAGAUCAUCCGCCAGCUGUCUCCCGACACAGAGGAGGACAAGCUCCCCUUCUCCAAACACUCAGACGUCUUUGCACUUGGGACAAUCUGGUAUGAGCUCCAUGCCAGGGAGUGGCCUUUCAAGACCCAACCAGCAGAGGCAAUAAUUUGGCAAAUGGGCACAGGCAUGAAACCCAACCUCAGCCAGAUCGGCAUGGGAAAAGAAAUCUCGGACAUUCUUCUCUUCUGCUGGGCUUUUGAACAAGAAGAGAGACCGACCUUCACCAAGCUCAUGGACAUGCUGGAGAAACUGCCAAAGCGAAACCGCCGCCUGUCUCACCCUGGACAUUUCUGGAAAUCUGCAGAGUAA